GCUUAAUGAAGCAGACAACAAAAGCAGCGGGUAUAUAUAGAUGUACAUAUAUAUCUAGCUAGGGUUAAUGUUAUGAGUGAAAUAUUAAUUGGCUAGAUUUGCAAUUAAGUCGCAUAUAGAUCUUGAAGCUGAUCAGAAUCGCACCAUGAGUAGAGGUGAAAGUUCAGGUGGUGGACAGAGCUCGUUGGGGUACCUAUUUGGGUCAGAAGAGAAGCCAAAUCAGCCUCUGCCCACAAAGACAGCUCCAUUACCACCCUAUGGCAUUGACAUCGACAACGCCGCGCCCCCUCACGCUGUUGCUCCUUCUAACACCCAACUUGUUGUCUCAAAUAACCGAUCUCAAGGUCACCACUUGGGAAACAUUGUAACUGAUCGUCCGUCAACAAAAGUCAAAUCGGUACCUGGUGGUCAUUCAUCGCUUGGAUACUUGUUUGGAGAUAAGUGAUGUUUCUUUCUCCGACAUUCAUUGAUAUUGGUGUUAUUCUCUGACAAGGAGAAUCGAUACUGCUUAUUGUAACUAUAUAUAAUAUUUGUGUGACGUUUGAGUGAAUCACUUAUAGUUUGAUUUUAGAAUGAAAAAAGAAACCAAUAGAUAAAUCAAACAAGGGAUUAAGUUUUCCCUUUGUUGGAUUAGCAAGGAUCAGUUUAAAUCUAAAACCCAAAUUAAAUACAAGUGGAUAAUAUGCGGGUGAUAUGACUGAAAAAUAAACCAGUGGUGUGUGUGCUUUCUCUGGGACGUGGUUAAAUCAGUUUGAAUUGAAUGUUGAGAGUGUUGUUGUUAUUUUUUAGUUGUACGUACUUCAAACAAAUAAUACAAGUUAUCUAAUUUCAUUUCA
Messenger RNA from Glycine soja, 836 nucleotides. Its product is annotated as protein SPIRAL1-like 5. Gene Ontology annotation, biological process: cortical microtubule organization. The transcript is spliced from 2 exons. Gene Ontology annotation, cellular component: cortical microtubule, transverse to long axis. The record is from RefSeq and is a predicted model, not a curated record. Lineage: Eukaryota; Viridiplantae; Streptophyta; Magnoliopsida; Fabales; Fabaceae. The coding region runs from base 146 to 445 and encodes 99 amino acids.